This is a messenger RNA of Saprolegnia diclina VS20, 1086 nucleotides long. RefSeq lists its product as hypothetical. The transcript has a single exon. The record is from RefSeq and is a predicted model, not a curated record. NCBI's taxonomy places the organism in Eukaryota, Oomycota, Saprolegniomycetes, Saprolegniales, Saprolegniaceae. The coding region runs from base 1 to 1086 and encodes 361 amino acids.
AUGACUUCAUACGUGACGAUGGAGCCUUCGGCGCGGGCUCAGCUCAAGUCCGCUUGUGCUCUCAUUUCGCAGUGGCCCGAGGCUCUCAAGCUACCCGUGCUCAAAACAAGCCGCGUCAAGUGGGCGCGUAUCGAGGCCAUGGGCAGCAUCACCAAAGCAUUCAUUUCGCUGGGCCAAAUGGGCAUGUUCGUGCUUGAUGUCACCGUGCCGGAGCAGCCUGCUGUACUUGCGGAGCUGUUUGAUGGGCACGGCGGCAUGGCCUUGAAGCACUUUUGCAUGGCCAAGCGCAUCGUAUUUACGGCGUGCGGGAAAGCCGGUCUGCGCAUCUUCACGAAUAUCGACACCAACAUUGACGAGAUUGGCGCGCUGGUGCACGCACGGUAUGCGGCCAAGUGCGUUGCUGUUCAAGGCGAUAUUGCCCUCGUGACCUUUGGCCGCGCUGGCGUCCGCACGCUUGACGUGGCCAACCCGUCGAGCCCCGUCGAGCUCGGUGGCUUCAAGGUCGACGACCACGAGGCCCGCUUCGUGCUCCUUUCUGAUGGCUGGGGCUUUGUGAGCUUUGGUCACGCCGGCGUUCGGGUUCUCGACGUGACAAACGCGGCUGAGCCUGCCGAGAUCGCGGCCUUCACGCACGGUGCAUUUGACGCGCGGCACAUGGCGCUCGCUGGCUCUUUACUCUUCGUCGCCUUCAGCUACGGUGGCCUCCAAGUUUUCAACGUCGCCAACCCGUGCGCACCAGAGCUUCUGUGUUCGCACCCGUUUCCCGGCUACGCGGCCGAGCACGUUGUCGUUCGUGACUCGUUCGUGUACGUUGCUAUUGGCAGCGGAGGGCUCCGCAUCCUUCGUGUCCACAAUCGUCGCACGAACGAAGUCGAUCUGCGUCUUGUCGGCUCGUACGUCGCAGCCGAUGUAGACGUCACGAGCCUCGACGUUACACUAGACUGCGUUGCUUUCCUGUGCACGCGCAAAGCAGGACUCGUCAUCUUGGACGUUCGCGACCCAGGUGCCAUCACGCGCAUCGGCCAGUUCUCGCCGCCGCAGUUUCGCCGCCAUGCCCUUUGCGCUCAUCCAUGCCCCGUGCAAUAG